UAUAUUAUUAAAGUUGCGUGUGGGCCAUGUGGUAUUUACACUUCUUACUAGAAUCAUUAUCACCGCUUGGUGUCCUCCAAAUCAGUCGCAUUGAAUAGAAUAAAAGUUUGUCAUUCGUUUAACAGUUGUGAUGCGAAGGUGUGUAAUUAAUUUUAAUACAUUGUCAUACCUUGAGUAUUACAUUUUACUGGCCAUUAAUUUUUCCUAUGUUUCAUUCUGCAAAAAGUGAAUUUUAUUUUAUUUUAUUAUUAUUUCUUUUUACUGUUAAUUAAAUUUAUAAAAUGAGUAAUUUGUGUUGUGUGAGUUUAACAAUUGCUGCUAGAAUAAUUGCGGCAUUGGGAUUGUCAAUUUCAAUUCUUAUGAUCAAUGUGGUUAUGAGCGCAUUUUUUGUUAAAAAUGAACCAGAUGAUUUUUACUCGACAAUCAAAACUUGGACUAUAUUAGGACUACACUGGACACAGUAUAUUAAAAAUUUUAAAUUAUGUAAUGAAGUUCAAGCUGUUUUUUUUAGUUUUCUAAGUUACGCAUUUCUAUUAUUAAUAUCUUGUACAUUACUCGCGUUCGCAACAAUAGUAAGAAAACCAAACUGUGCGUUACCAUGGAUGUAUUUACAAAUUAUCAGUAUAGCCGAUCAAAUAACAGCUUUGGUAAUUCAUUUAACAGCUUAUUCGAAUUCUAAUAAUACCCAGACAUCACCUUUAUACUGGCAUUCUUCAUUAUCCAGUGUCUUUCUCUUACUAUCAACUUACUUUUGGAUGAUUGUUUUCUCAGCUCGCGAAAGCUGGCUAGGAAAUCAUAUUCGUACGACAGUUAAUUUUGACAAUUUAAAUCCGACAAUAGAAGAUAAUUUACCGCGUGAUUCAAAUUUACCAAAGACUCCGUCAUAUCUGGCACAAAGUGCAACGUUUUUUCAACCGACUUCUCCGGAUAAUCUUAACUCGAAAGCCAACAUAGUAUAAAAUUAAAUAAUAUUUGUAUAUAUUUAUAAAAUAACAUUAAUUAGUCUGAUGAUAAUUAUUAACUGCAAUAUAAAAUUUUUAUAAGGCUCGUGACUUUUAAUUAAAAGAUUAUAAAUUAUAAUAAAAAAUAUCUAGCUCUCUUAAUGUAUAUAUAUAUAUGAAAAAAUAUUAUACCAUAAAAACUAAAUGUGUCAGUCAAACAAGUAGUUCUUUAUCUGUAAAUAGCGAUUACUUUUUCCGUCUCAUUAAACUUGAUAAUUUUUAUUUCAAUAUUAAUUUUUAAAAUUUCUCUUGGUUUAUUGUAUAUUUUUAAAUAUCAACUAUAAUUAUAAAAUAAAUUAUUGUAAAUGUAAAUAACAUAAAUGUAUAGAUGAUUAUGAUGGACGAUAAACUCAAGUUCAGUGGUAGAUUUUUUUUUUUUACAAUUGAAUAUAUAAAAAUAUUCUUAGUCACGAUAAAUCAAGGCGGACAUACAACUAAUAGCGUGUAUCAAAUGUGCGUGAUCGUUGAAGCAUGAUAGCAUAGAAAAUAUGAGAAAUGUCUGCAUUUUACGUCAAAAUACUUUUAAACUCUUAAAAUUUUUCCGAUAUAUAUGUAUGAAUUUUUAAUGCCAUUAUUUAACAUACUGUAAAAAAUUUGCGGACAAAAUCCGGAGUAAAAUCCGGUUUUUUUUUAUUUAAUAUCCUUGGAGUGAAAUUUACUCCGAAGAGAGUUUAUUUCAAUAUCGAAACUCUGAAUCAGAGUCAAUGCGAAUUUAAAUAAAAUCCAGAUCACAAAUUUACUCCCGAUUUUUUACAGUGUAACGUUGACGAUUAAUAUAUAAAAUAACUUGAAAAUUGACAUCGAAAUGUAAACUUGAAUAAUAAAAUUAUUUACCUUUGGAUAAGAUUAUAAAUAGUUAUUAUUAGUCAUUAUUAUUGAUGUGCAAACAAAAUUUUAAUUUAUGUGUAUUCUUCCACGUGUACUAUGACUUAUCUUAUCAAUUGUAUACGGCGUAUAGUGAACUUUAAAUUAAAUUGUAACAUUCACUUUUUAAAAAUAAAAAA
This is a messenger RNA of Microplitis demolitor, 2005 nucleotides long. RefSeq lists its product as uncharacterized. The transcript is spliced from 5 exons. NCBI's taxonomy places the organism in Eukaryota, Metazoa, Arthropoda, Insecta, Hymenoptera, Braconidae. The record is from RefSeq and is a predicted model, not a curated record. The coding region runs from base 282 to 959 and encodes 225 amino acids.